Dendroctonus ponderosae (mountain pine beetle) is the source of this 1164-nucleotide messenger RNA. RefSeq names its product neural-cadherin-like. Gene Ontology annotation, biological process: homophilic cell-cell adhesion. The transcript has 7 exons. The record is from RefSeq and is a predicted model, not a curated record. The coding region runs from base 1 to 1164 and encodes 387 amino acids. Gene Ontology annotation, molecular function: cadherin binding; calcium ion binding. Gene Ontology annotation, cellular component: catenin complex. Lineage: Eukaryota; Metazoa; Arthropoda; Insecta; Coleoptera; Curculionidae.
AUGCAUAAAAGCUUACUAGAACCACGAUUUGGUACUCUAAACAGGAUGUCCCAAAUUUACUUCCCACCUCCAGCGUUAGGAUGUAUGAGAUGCCAGGCCGGCUAUCGGCUUCAAGACGGUAAUUGUGCCAAUGUAAAUGAAUGCGAUUGGCUUCCAUGCACAAACGGGGGUAGAUGUGUUGAUCAUAAUCCACCCUUAAGAUAUGAGUGCGUCUGCCCUUCAGGGCACACAGGAUUAAACUGCGAGCUGGAAUUGGCCUCAGCAGGAGCAAUUUUACCUUCCAAAGACUUUAUAUUAACUGUUAUAGGGUGUCUGAUGGGACUUUUGGGAUGUUUGGAUGAUGUCCGACUAGAAGGUAAACACCUGCCGCUGCCACCAGCCAUGAAUGGUACUCAAUGGGGUCAGGCAACUAUGGCCAGGAACCUGGACCGUGGAUGUUCGUCCAAUAAACCCUGUGCCAAUGUUAUCUGUCCAGAGCCUUUCGAAUGUGUUGAUUUGUGGAACGACUACGAAUGCACCUGUGGAGAGGGUCGAAUUAUGUCGGCUGAUUCUAAAGACUGCACCGACAAGGACGAAUGUAUCGAUCUUCCGUGUCUAAAUGGAGGAACGUGUAUCAACUUGGAGCCAAAUUUGAGGUACAGAUGUAACUGUCCAGAUGGUUUCUGGGGCGAAAACUGCGAACUAAUUCAAGAAGGACAGACGCUAAAAUUGUCGAUGGGUGCCCUAGCCGCCAUUCUGGUGUGCCUGUUGAUUAUCUUAAUUCUGGUUUUGGUUUUCGUUGUCUAUAAUCGACGCAGAGAAGCCCACAUCAAAUAUCCCGGACCGGAUGAUGACGUAAGAGAAAACAUUAUCAACUAUGACGAUGAAGGAGGUGGCGAAGAUGAUAUGACCGCUUUCGAUAUUACACCCCUCCAAAUUCCCAUUAAUGGACCUCACCCCGAAAUGGACCCGAGCAAACUUGCAUUUAGCAUGCUUGUCCCCGGCCAAGAACUAAACGUGGGAACCUUCAUUGAAGACCACAAGAAGCGAGCUGAUAGUGAUCCAAACGCACCGCCCUUUGACGAUUUGCGAAACUAUGCGUAUGAAGGAGGAGGUAGCACUGCUGGAUCUCUCAGCUCUUUAGCCUCAGGGAUUGGCCCUCCAGUCAUUAUUGAAAAAGACUGA